Acyrthosiphon pisum (pea aphid) is the source of this 1592-nucleotide messenger RNA. RefSeq lists its product as uncharacterized. Bases 970 to 1419 code for a protein of 149 amino acids. The transcript is spliced from 2 exons. The record is from RefSeq and is a predicted model, not a curated record. NCBI's taxonomy places the organism in Eukaryota, Metazoa, Arthropoda, Insecta, Hemiptera, Aphididae.
UGUUUGUAUUUUAUAAAGUCAUAAUAUUGAUAACACGAUUUCUCACAGAUUUAGAUAAUAAAAUAAUAAAUAAUAAAUUUAAUUGAUUUAUGUUUGUUGAAGCAUUCAAUAAAUCUUGUAUACCUAAUGACAAAUGUUAGAUUAUGGUAUGCUAUGGAAAUUCUAUCUUAAUUAUUUUAUAACAGAACAGAUACCUAUCUAAAUAUUAUUCACCUCUGCAACAAAAGAGCAUUGUCACAUCAAUUUACUAAGAGAAUAAUAAUAAUAAUAAUAUAAUAUGAUAAUAAUACAGUCGCCCAUAGUAGUUUGGUAUAUUGUAUAAAUUGUAAUUAUAUUUAGUAAUACGAAUACAGUUGUUUCUGAUUUUUUGUGGAUAAUAAAUAUUGAGGCCGAACAAAUUAUAAUCAUGAGCAAAAACGUGCAGGGUAACAAAAUUGCUGUUGCUCACGGGUGGCAAAAUUGUAAAUACGGCCCAGGUCUGCACAUUGACACAAUAAUAUAUGGUAGGUUCCAUAUAUAUUGUACUCGCGUAUUUUUCGUCGAUUAUAGUAAAUUUGUUGGCUAAUAUAGGUAAUAAUGACUUUUUCUCGUAAGCCUUUCUGGCUCUAUAUAAACAGUUAUGUUUGUUACCAAUGGUGUGUGGGUCCAAUAUUUUUCUAUAAAAGGCGUAAACACACACGAAAAUAUGACAUUUCUUUCCUAUAGACGCCAAGCUGCUUAUUACUUAUAACGCCGAGCUUGCUCUUCGAAAACCCCUGCCAAUCUCUUACUGCAAAGUAUUCUGUUUUUUUUUUUAUUUGUUAUCAUUGUUUUUCGUGUUAGUUUAAAAUAGAUUAGAUUUGUUUUCGUUGUUUAAUUAGUAUUAUUUUGUUUUUUUCUGUUUUUUUUUUUCUUAAAGUUUUCAGUAGGCCGUAUGCACCAGAAAACUCUAAAGAACGGUACGUGCGGGUACAGAACACUUUAGACACAAUGCGCACCGAGGAAUACGACGACAAUUUCACAGCUGUGGCCAGCGUAACGUCAAUGCUGGUCGUCACGGUGGCUGGGACUUUUGUUAUGACUGUAUUAGCGCUGGUACUCUGCCUGUUGUGCGCAGGACUCGAAAUGACUGCGUUCGUCAAGAGUCCUGCAGUGCAACAGGCGUUGAGACGGACUUUUCCGGGAGCCUCCGGAAAGCUUAGAGGUGGUGACGCGUUGCCUGUCCGAAGACGGGCCACUGCUACAAUAUUCUUCGGGAUAUACUUGGCCGCACAGUCCGUCGGCACCGCGAUGUUCGUGGCAGUGGAAUUGCUCUGUCCGUCAAACCGACCGGAACAACAGACGCCACCGUCAUCUGCCACGGGACGUCCGAUCGAAGACACCACGGCAAACCACCAUAAAUUAUGUUUAAGUUUUUUUCUUAUCAUAAGCAUUUUUUAAAUCUGAAUAUUACAAACCAAUUACCUACAACCUGCCUUAUUAUUGUCAUUGUCAAUACGUCCUACUAGAAUGAAUAAAAUUCGAAGUAAUAACAGUGCAUAUUUUGUUGAUUUAUUUUUCCGAAAUCUAAAUUGGUAUUUAGAAAAAAAGUUAUGUAUAUUCAAAAAACCAAU